Acanthosepion pharaonis is the source of this 606-nucleotide messenger RNA. Lineage: Eukaryota; Metazoa; Mollusca; Cephalopoda; Sepiida; Sepiidae. The record is from the annotation of a GenBank genome assembly.
AUGACACCAAAGCUUAAGAAACUCUUUUUGGCACAUUCUUUGUCUCUCAACGUUUUUGUCUUUUUUAUUUCUCUCUUUCCUUUUUUCCUUCCUUUCAAACAAAUCUUUAUUUCUUUCCUUGUAAUUGCAACAUUCUUCUCUUCAUUCCAACCCCAUGGUUCUUUCUUCACCUUGCAGUUUCAUAUUUCUUUCUUUCUUUUUUAUUUAUCACCAGCUUCAUCUUGCUUUUGUUGCAAUGUCAUCUAUCUUUCAUUUUUAUCUCACCUUAUUUUGUUGCACCCUCAUCUUUCAUCUUUUCUUUGUAAUCUCAUCAUUUUUCUUCCUUUCCUUGCAACUUCCUUUCCUUGCAGCCUCAUUUUUCUUUUUGAUGUAAUCUCACUCUUUCUUGAUUUCUUUCUUUCUUUCUUUGUAACCGCAUCUUUCUUUUUUUCUUUCUUUCUUACCUUAUCUUUCUUUUUUCUUUCCUUGCAUCUUUCUUUUUUCCUCUUCUCUUUCUUUUCAGCUGCAUAUUUCUUUCUUUUUUCUUUCAAGCCCAUCUUUCUUUCUUUCUUUCUUUCUUUCUUUCUUUCUUUCUUUCCAAUCUGUUUAUUUUGUUCUGCUUUUUAG